AUGAAGGCCAUUAUUCUCGUCGGUGGCUUCGGCACUCGUCUUCGCCCUCUUACUCUUACCCUCCCCAAGCCCCUGGUCGAGUUCGCCAACAAGCCCAUGAUCGAGCACCAGAUCGAGGCUCUCGCUGCCGCAGGUGUCACCGAUGUCGUCCUUGCUGUCAACUACCGCCCUGAGAUUAUGGAGAAGCACUUGGCAGAGUACGAGAAGAGGUUUGGCCUCAACAUUACCUUCUCCGUCGAGACCGAGCCCCUCGAUACCGCCGGCCCCCUGAAGCUGGCCGAGAACAUCCUCGCCAAGGACGACUCUCCCUUCUUCGUCCUUAACUCAGACGUCAUCUGCGAUUUCCCUUUCAAGGAGCUCGCCGCCUUCCACAAGAACCACGGCGACGAGGGCACCAUCGUUGUCACAAAGGUCGAGGAACCCUCCAAGUACGGUGUCGUUGUUCACAAGCCUGGCCAUGCCACCAAGAUCGACCGCUUCGUCGAGAAGCCCGUCGAGUUCGUCGGUAACCGCAUCAACGCCGGCAUGUACAUUCUCAACACCAGCGUCCUCAAGCGCAUUGAGCUCCGUCCCACCUCCAUCGAGAAGGAGACCUUCCCCGCCAUCGUCCGCGAUGGCCAGCUGCACAGCUUCGACCUGCCGGGCUUCUGGAUGGACGUCGGUCAGCCCAAGGACUUCCUCACCGGUACCUGCCUCUACCUUACCUCGCUCACCAAGCAAGGCUCUCACCUUCUCGCUCCCCCAAGCGAGCCCUACGUCCACGCCGGUAACGUCCUGAUCGACCCCUCGGCCAAGAUUGGCAACAACUGCAAGAUUGGUCCCAAUGUCACCAUCGGCCCCAACGUUGUCAUCGGCGACGGCUGCCGUCUCCAAAGAUGCGUCCUCCUCCCCGGCUCCAAGGUUAAGGAUCACGCCUGGGUGAAGAGCACCAUUGUCGGCUGGAACAGCACCGUCGGCAAGUGGGCCCGUCUGGAGAACGUCACCGUUCUCGGCGACGACGUUACCAUUGGCGACGAGAUCUACGUCAACGGCGGCAGCAUUCUCCCCCACAAGAGCAUCAAGGCCAACGUUGACAUCCCCGCCAUCAUCAUGUAA
Messenger RNA from Colletotrichum truncatum, 1095 nucleotides. Its product is annotated as mannose-1-phosphate guanyltransferase. The record is from RefSeq and is a predicted model, not a curated record. Gene Ontology annotation, molecular function: mannose-1-phosphate guanylyltransferase (GTP) activity; GTP binding. Lineage: Eukaryota; Fungi; Ascomycota; Sordariomycetes; Glomerellales; Glomerellaceae. Gene Ontology annotation, biological process: GDP-mannose biosynthetic process. Gene Ontology annotation, cellular component: cytoplasm.